This is a messenger RNA of Amoebophrya sp. A120, 937 nucleotides long. The record is from the annotation of a GenBank genome assembly. NCBI's taxonomy places the organism in Eukaryota, Dinophyceae, Syndiniales, Amoebophryaceae.
ACGACCUCGGAGGUGGAAAGAAAAACCGCGGUCCGCGCAUCAAUCAAAACUAAUACGGAUCACGACCUCGACGAGACUGUUACCAUUGUUUACGCGAACCAGAAACUAGACGACAACUACGAGAAAGAACUCAUUCAUCAGCACCUCCUCUCCCCGGAGCAACGACGGAAAACCGGCUUUGCGCAAGGCGGUGACAAGGACAUUGCGGCGAAGCUCGAAAUUUUAUUGCAGUCGGAACUCCGCGAGAUUUGGCGACUAUCCUGUGCAAAAGUAUCGCACCCGUAGUAAUCGCAAACAUGGAUUACAAAUCUUUUGCUGAAGGAAAAGGUAAGUCCGCAUUACAAAUUUUAUUUUUUAUGCUGAGGAAAUCCGUAAUGCAUUUAUACGAGUGCGAUACUUUUGCAAUGCAUAGCGACGGAUCAGCGACGAGAGGCGGGAGGCUGCGGUGCGGGCAGAUUGUUUAAAAAUUUACCUAACCCAGACGACCGGAAAACUCGAUCAGAAGGGCAUCAAGGGUAUCAAAUGUAAAAGUGUCUGGGUCUGGAAGAAUGCAACUUGUCAUGCUAAAUCUGGAGCAUGCAAAAAUCUGUGUUGCAUGAUUACCAAAAGUCGUCCAGUUUUGACCAAGUCGGGAGGGAGUUUCUCAUGCAGGAUAGGCAUCAGAGAGAUCCCACAGAGUCUGUCAUGCUAGGUCCUGCAUUCCAGACCUCAUGGGCCAUGGAAAAGCUGCAUGACAAAUCGCUCAUUCUUCCAGACCCAGACGUUUUUGCAAUGCAUCAAGGGCCUAGCGCUCGGGAUCCGGGAGUGCUUUCGUAGGGAACACAACACGCUGCCGAUGUUAUUAAUCCGGCGCACAACCCAACAGCAAGAACCGCCGCGGUCCAGGUCGUCCCGGGGGCGGUCGUCCUCAGCCCGGCGUGCGAUGAAUAAAGGACCC